AUGACGAUCUCUCGAUGGGAGGAGCUUAACAAUCUUUGUAAGGAAUACUGGACGCCAGCUGAGCUGGAAAUGGCACCAAUGUGGGAUCAGAUGGCAGAAUAUGUUUCUCGGCUUGAUAUAGUAAUGAAACCAAACUCCGAGUCUUGGGAAAUACUGCUUCUAGCAGUGAUUGAAUACGACGAAGCAUGUGAAUAUUUCGAAAGAGCAAGGAAAUGUUUGGCAACCGAGCUUGCUGCACUGGUUCUUGAGAGCUAUGAACGUGCUUACAACAACACGGUUCGCGUUCAACAACUUUCUGAAUUAGAAGGGGUCAUUGAGUACUGUACUCUUCCUCCUAUGGGAAACCCUAUUGUUGAAGGAAGAAGAGCCUUUUUUCCCAAUAUGUGGAAUGAACGCAUAAAAGGUGCAAAAAGAAAUGACGAGGUUUUGCCUGAUCUCUUUCACAUUGUACGCAUAUCUGAGGAUGGUCUAAAGGAAUUUAUAACUUGGAAACUUGAAACCUUGGUCUGUUGA
Molecule: messenger RNA, 513 nt
Organism: Solanum stenotomum
Lineage: Eukaryota; Viridiplantae; Streptophyta; Magnoliopsida; Solanales; Solanaceae
Product: serine/threonine-protein kinase TOR-like
Exons: 8
Coding region: 1-513 (170 amino acids)
Biological process (GO): negative regulation of macroautophagy; TOR signaling
Cellular component (GO): nucleus; TORC1 complex; TORC2 complex
Molecular function (GO): protein binding; protein serine/threonine kinase activity
Source: RefSeq, a predicted model, not a curated record